Messenger RNA from Biomphalaria glabrata, 7739 nucleotides. Its product is annotated as cationic amino acid transporter 2-like. Gene Ontology annotation, molecular function: amino acid transmembrane transporter activity. NCBI's taxonomy places the organism in Eukaryota, Metazoa, Mollusca, Gastropoda, Planorbidae. The transcript has 11 exons. Gene Ontology annotation, cellular component: plasma membrane. The record is from RefSeq and is a predicted model, not a curated record. Gene Ontology annotation, biological process: transmembrane transport; amino acid transport. The coding region runs from base 314 to 2458 and encodes 714 amino acids.
GUCACUUGAAUGUGUCGAUUCUAGACCGACACAAAAACACUGAAGUCUGAAGCUGUUCUAGGAUAUAGAAAUACAUCUAGAUCUAGAAUCUAGAUAGAUAGAAUCUAGUCUAGAUUAUAGUUUAGUAUUCUUUGGAUAGUUUUGUGACUACAGUCUAUUGGAUAGCGCAUUAUUUAUUAGAUCUAGAUCAAUGAUAAUCUAGAAUUUUUAUGCAAUUGAAAUGGAGUCUGAAAUCACAUGAAUAAUGAGAAGGAACUACUACUUCCAAGAUUAGAGAGAACCUCUGGGGCGAGCUUGUGACAUAAACAUCGCUAUGGGGGUGUUACAGUGUGUGACUAGGAAGCGCCCACUUGGCAAGUCUGUCCCUUCAGCCCAAAAUGACGCUGGAAAGGGGGUUGAGAUGGAAAAAUGUCUGACCACACUGGACCUUGUAUCUCUAGGGGUGGGGAGUUGCUGUGGUGCAGGCAUGUAUCUGACUGCAGGGAUCAUUGCUGCCCAGAAGGCAGGGCCAGGUGGAAUUUUAUCCAUAGUUUUGGCAGGUCUUGGAUCAGUGUUGACAGGUGUCCACUAUGCUGAGCUUGCUGGCAUCUGCCCGCACACAUCUGGUUCUGCUUACAUGUACACCUACGUUACAGUGGGAGAGCUAUCUGCCUUUGUGAUAGGCUGGGGAUUGAUAGUGGAAUAUGUCAUUGGCACAGCUGCAGCUUCAGUUGCAUUGAGUGAGACUUUUCACUCCAUCACAGAGCAUACAAUCUCCAACUUCAUUCAUACGUGUACAAGCGCUGUUGGUUUACCAUCAAUUGAUGUCAUUGCUGCCCUUGUUUGCCUCCUACUGAUGUGGCUACUGGCCACUGGUGUGAAGAUGUCAGCUAGGUUCAACAACAUCCUCAACUGUAUCAACUUCAUCAUCUGGGCUAUUUUUGUUGGGGCAUCAUUGUAUCUAGGUUCCAGUUCAAACUGGUCGGAGCAUGGUGGAUUUUUGCCUUUUGGACCCUUAGGAGUUCUCUCAGCUAUUCCAACAGCCUUCUAUGCUUUUAUUGGCUUUGAUGGUCUAUCCACCACUGGAGCUGAGUGCAUCAGUCCCAUCAAGUCUAUUCCAGUGUCCAUUGUUCUGUCCAUCUUUAUCAACAUUGUUAUUUUCGUAAUGGUUGUCAUGGGGUUGACUUUCAGUUUGCCUUACAAUUCACUUCCUGCAGAUACAGCCAUGCUAGAUGUUUUUGCAAUCAUUGGCUAUCCUGUCCUCAAAUAUUUCAUGGCUGUGGGUGCUGUGUCUGGAUUAUUUGCCGCCACCUUUGGCUCAUUGUUUCCUCUGCCGAGAGUCUUGCAGGCCAUGGCUCAAGAUGGACUCAUUUUCAGAUACUUCGCAACAGUUUGCCCCAAACGACACACAGCUCUCCGGGCUACGAUUGUAUCAGGACUUGUUGCCGCAUUUUUGGCAGCAUUCAUCAAUCUGUCCCUUCUCAUCGAACUAGUUUUGAUUGGCACCUUAGUGGCGUAUGUUAUUGUAACCUACUCUACCCUCAUCGUCCGCUACGUAGAUUUACAGACAGGAAGAUCUAACCAACAAUCCUCUGUCAGUCAUCCAAUACCUUUAAAUUUGUUGAGUGUCCGUGAAGGAGUCAAUGGUGUGGGCCUCAAAAGGAAAGCCUCAGACACAAAUAUUAAUAGUUCAGAUAUGAAAGAUUGUGAGAAUCACACAAAUGUGAGCCGCCAGUCAUCUUCCCACUCAGACUCUUGCAUUAUGGUCUAUGAAAACGGAGUUGUCAACUCUGGUUUCCAUGACGGUGAAACACAUUGCACAAGAAGAGACUCGUCCAGUUCUCUAAGCAAGCGCCAUGAUGAGACUGGGGACCUGCAGGAGAACACCUAUGUUUUUAAAGUCGGUCCAGAGAAAGGCUCUCAGUCGAGCCCCUACAAUUCCCCUGUUAUCAAACCAACAGCAGUCAAGAAAAAAAAAUGUCUUUCAGAUCUAUGUUGUGUGACUGUCUAUCUGGGUCAAAACAUGUACAUAUAUUUAUUGCUCAUGUAUAUAACUUUGUUCCUUAUCUCUGGCACUUUGUCCAACUGCUACAGUCAAUUGGAGAAAAGGAACUUGGCUGUGAUAAUCAUUCUUAUACUUCUAACAGUUAUGUUUACAGUUAUGGCUGUUAUCUUAAUGUUUAUACCACAAGUGAAGAGAUCCAGGGAAGGUUUUCACGCUCCACUGGUUCCACUCACCACUGUCUUCACUGCUGGCAUUAAUAUUUACCUCAUGACCUCAUUACACUGGAUGACAUGGAUCUUAUUUAGUCUCUGGAUGACUAUAGGCUUGCUGAUCUACAUAUUCUACGGCACAAGAAACAGUCAACUAAAUGUAGACCUGGGCCAAGACAUGGACGUUUGGGAUGAAGAUACCGGCAGCACCGAAGACUUUGAUCUUCAGGUGGACACCGCAGUAGAGAGGGAACCAUUAUUAUGACCAAGAUUAUCAGUACGAAUUACUGGAUUGUCAGUACAAAUUACUGGAUUAUCAGUGCUAAUUACUGGAUUAUCAGUACUAAUUACUGGAUUAUCAGUGCUAAUUACUGGAUUAUCAGUGCUAAUUACUGGAUUAUCAGUGCUAAUUACUGGAUUAUCAGUGUUAAUUACUGGAUUAUCAGUAUGAAUUGACCUCUUUAGGGUCCCCUGCAUUGUGUUGUGAUAUCGAUAUCAUGACAUGAGACUAUGGCAAAAUAUUUAAUGUAAAAACAAAAUUCAGACACUCAUUUGGGGGACCUGAUGUGAUUUUCAAAUUCGGACCCCCCCCCUUCCCCUACCUUAGCUACACCACUGUCCUUGAAGGAAUGUUUUAAUGUGGCAAUGUAGUCUGUAUCCCUUUAUGUAAUGCUGCGCUUUUUAAUAUUUGUAUUCCUUUGUGUUAUGCUCCUCUCAGGCUUGCUGAUCUACAUAUUCUACGGCACAAGAAACAGUCAACUAAAUGUAGACUUGGACCAAGACAUGGACGGGAAGCGUGGUCGAGAGGCUAAGUGCGCUUGAACUUGGCUUGUCUUGGCUACCUAGAAGGGGGCUCGAGGUUCGACACCCGACUCGGGCAGAGUUGUGUUUACUGAGCGCAAAAGGCAGCACGGAAAAACAACUCCUAGAUACCCCCUCCCCCCCACUGGUCCACAUAUGAGAUUGGACCAAAGCGCUCUGAGCAUGCUAUAAGCAUGCUAUAAGCAUGAAAGUAGCGCUAUAUAAAAGCAAUAAUAAUAAUAAUAAUAAUAUGAAUUACUGGAUUAUUAGUACUAAUUACUGGAUUAUCAGUACUAAUUACUGGAAGUAUAACAUGAUUCUUGAACAAUGAACAGGACUAUGAGUUAUGCUUACAGAUCUAUGGGAUGCAAACAAAAUAUGCAUGACAUUGUUAUUUACAUUCAAAAUGUUAUGUGUACAUUUUUUAUGCAACUAGUUUUAUGUAGAACUGAAUACAUUUUAGUAUUUGGUAACAAAAAUAUUUUGUAAGCUUUUUAAAAUUCUCUAUGUACAUUUUCUAGGGUAUGUAUUUUGGUAUCAGCAUUUAGUUGUUUUUUUUUAGCAAUUUCAAAAAUGUUAUGGCUCAGGACAUGUACAUUGUUUGUAUAAAUUAGGGUGUCAGGGGUUGUUGUUUUCUAUAAAAUUUUAACAUUUAAUUACGUAAACUUAACUAAAAUGGAUAUUUUUAAAAUGAUUUUUUUAAAAUGCUUAUUUGUAUGUAAUUAUGUCAUGAAGAACCAAAACAAUUGCUCAAUUUGUUUCUAUUUAAAAUAUCUACCAUAUCCUUAUUUUAUUUGAUGCUUCACACAGAAGUAAAGAAAAAAUGAAAUUAUUUGUACAUUUUCUGUUUUUACAUAAACUGACAUUCAUAUUUUGUUGAAUUCUCUUUUCUUUGCGUUCAUGACAUUUGAGUUUAUUUUUUUUAUUUAUUUUUAUCUAUUCAGCUUUUUAUUGGGUUAGUUGCUUCAGUAGGGUAGCUGUCUCUUAAAGAUUUAUUUCUAACCAUCUCGUCAUGAAAUUAUGUUUUCAUGUACAUUUAAUUACUCACUCUCUCAGUACCAUCAGUCGGUUACGCCAAACCAAAUUUUGAAUUUCAGAAUUUCACAUUUUAAGUUUUCAAAAAUUCUUGCACAUUUCUAAGAGUUGUAACACUAAAAUUAUUAUAACUGAAAACUGGAAUUUUUAAUUCUUAGAUUUUUAACUUGCCCCUGAGUCUUGUCUUAGUUGGAGAAAAGUAAAUGUGAUUGGUUGUUGAAUGCAACAGAAACAGAUGACCUUUACAUCAUCUGCCCUAUAGAUUGCGAAAGGGGUACUUUAGUAUUUAUGUCUUUAGUAUCAUGGCAACACUUCCAUUGAACGUUGUAUCAAAAAUAAAUAUUUAAAAAUGUAUUUUUUUUAAUAAAAAUUUUAAUGACAUUAUCUUUCUCUUCAACAAAUUAGUUGAAUGAUUUAGGAAAUGUAUAAUGAAAACUUUGAAGGCAGGCUGGUUUGACGUACCUACUAUAAGGCUUAAUAAUGGUGCUCUAAUAAUUAUUCCCUGUUUUUCUUUUGUACUACACAGUGGGAUACGCUUACUUGGUAAGAAAAAAAAGAUUGACUUUGAAGUAGAAUAAUUGGAAUUACACUUCAACAAGUAAAUAACUGAAUAAUAUGAAUGUCCUUUAAAGUUACUUCCCUUCUUUUUUUUUUUUUUUUUUUUGAAGUCUUCAAGUGGGAGGGUAAUUCAAUUUGUAUGUAUUUUCUGUUGGAAGGAGUUGGACAUGACAAUGCUAACCUGUUUAGAGGUAAUUAAUAUAGCAAGUGAUAGUGAGUUUAUUGUCUUGAAAUUACAGAGAAGUGCUGGUCAGUGGCCUGAUUUAGUCAGUUUAGUGAUUAUUACACAGUGCACAGUUGGUCACAAAGAGAAAGGGGGGGGGGGUAGGCCCUAGUCUUGUUGCAAUGAGCACAAAUAAAAUUUUACUUAGUGGAGUGUAAUCUCUGGUGUGUGUCUAAACUGUGAGAGAGAGGGGGUAGGUGUCAGUCUGCUAGUCCUUGUCCCUCCCUAGGCACACCCACACAGGCUGGGCUUAUGGAAAACUAGACAUGAUGUUGUAAUAUUGGUGAAAGCCGCAGGUUACCACUGGCUUGGGUGAAAAUUGGGUACAGAUCACUAAAAUAUUUAAUGUUUUAUUGAAAUUAUCAGGACUUUGCACUAAGGCGAAAGAAGCCAGUUUAAAAUAAGCAUAACUCUCAGUUUGAAACAUCUGAAUUUCGCUGUAUACAUUUUACUUUGUUCAUUCUGACUCAUGUUUUUUUGUUCAUGUUUCCUGUUCACUUACACUUUGGGGACCCAUUGAUGUGUUCACAAAUUAUUAUUGUCAUUGAAGUAUUUCUUUAUGAUCCAUAUGUAGUAGGCCAGUAUAGAAAGACAAUUGUUGGCUGUAGUCUUUCACUAACAUAUUUCAUGACUUGUCUAUGUUGAAAUACAUCUCAUGUUAAUUUUAGACACUUUUUAUAUUAUCUUCAUUUAUAUUUUGGAUCAUUUUUUUUUUAGUGCUCAGGCUCCUCUAGCUGUAAAACCAGAAUGGCGAUAAAAAUCUUUUAAGAACUUUUAUGAAUAUUGCAAUGCACAUUUGUAAAAUCAGACUAUAAAAAAAAGGGAAGUAAUCUAUGCUUUUAUAUCAGUUAUCUUUCUUUAUGCAAAAAAAAAAAAAAAUAUGUAUCUACUAUUUCUGACGAGUAUUUUUAUCAUGUGCUUGCUUUCUCUACACCAGUGUUUCCCAAACUCUGUUCCGCGGAAACUUAGUGUUCUGCGACGCCUGAAUAAGAUUUCCACGAACUACUUGAAUUAUCCACUAUUAGGCCAUCACGUGAAAUAUCUCUCUAAAAAAAGAAGCAAAAUGUUCCAUUCGAUAAUCAAAAUGAGAGAAGUGUUCCGUUAAGAAAGAAGUUUGGGAAACACUGCUCGACACCCUGUUUACGCUGCAAUUUAGACCUAUAUGUUUCCACCAUGAGAGCCUUAAUACUAGUAUUGUAGUGAUGCUGUAAUAUAAGCUAGUGUUGUCAAUGAGUUAUACUUAUCAAGGAAACAACUAUGCAAUGUGCCUUACUGUUGUUUAUUGUGAAACAUAUCAGUAGUUAUUAUAAGAAACAUUCUAUUUUUGUAAACAUUUCUCUGGUGUUGAUACUGACCUAUAUAACUACACUGAUAAAUCUCCUCCCCUAACUUACAUGACUGCGUAGUUUCUAAUCACGCCUCUUUCCAGCGCCAACCAUUUCCACAAAGAGGUUACUUUUUUUUUUUUUUUUUUUUUUUUUUGAAUUUGUUUGAUUUUGACGGGAUUUUAAAACAAUGGUUAGGGAACAAGAAAGAAAAGUUUUAUUUCCAGAAGAUGCUUAAAAAUUCACUGUUCAUGUCAACAAAUUUAUUUAGUUCUUCCGUCAUUGGAUUAUUCUUCAAGUAGUUUGGAAAAUCUAACUGGUUAGUGGUAUAAUUGGAAAGAAUACCAAUUCUGUGUCGUGAUAGUUAAUUAAAAGAAAAACUAUUUUUUUGAUAUCAUUUUGAAAUGAAAUAUUUAUGUCAACCAAAUAAAGAAAAUCUUUAUUCAUGAUGAUUUGAAUCAGACUCUGAGUCAGUCCAAUGAAAAGGGAUGCCUUGUCUUUAAAAGUGCCAGUAGCUAAUAAUUUAUAAAUAUAGAAAUAAUCUAAGUUCAAAUUCUUGUUUAUUAUUUAGCUAGAAUCUUGAUGAACACGUGAUGUAAUGAAGAGCCAUUGCUAGAUAGUUGAUGAACACAUGACUUUAUGAUAAGCCAUUAUCUUGUUAGAUAGUUGAUGAACAUGUGACUUUAUGAUAAGCCAUUAUCCUGUUAGAUAGUUGAUGAACAUGUGACUUUAUGAUAAGCCAUUAUCCUGUUAGAUAGUUGAUGAACAUGUGACUUUAUGAUGAGCCAUUAUCUUGUUAAAUAGUUGAUGAGCAUGUGACUUUAUGGAUGAGCCAUUAUCUUGUUAGAUAGUUGAUGAACAUGUGACUUUAUGGAUGAGCCAUUAUCUUGUUAGAUAGUUGAUGAAUAUGUGACUUUAUGGAUGAGCCAUUAUCUUGUUAGAUAGUUGAUGAACAUGUGACUUUAUGAUGAGCCAUUAUCUUGUUAGAUAGUUGAUGAACAUGUGACUUUAUGAGCCAUUAUCUUGUUAGAUAGUUGAUGAACAUGUGACUUUAUGAUGAGCCAUUAUCCUGUUAGAUAGUUGAUGAACAUGUGACUUUAUGAUGAGCCAUUAUCUUGUUAGAUAGUUGAUGAACAUGUGACUUUAUGAGCCAUUAUCUUGUUAGAUAGUUGAUGAACAUGUGACUUUAUGAUGAGCCAUUAUCCUGUUAGAUAGUUGAUGAACAUGUGACUUUAUGAUGAGCCAUUAUCUUGUUAGAUAGUUGAUGAGCAUGUGACUUUAUGAUGAGCCAUUAUCUUGUUAGAUAGUUGAUGAGCAUGUGACUUUAUGAUGAGCCAUUAUCUUGUUAGAUAGUUGAUGAACAUGUGACUUAAUGAUGAUCCAUUAUCCUGUUAGAUAGUUGAUGAACAUGUGACUUAAUGAGCCAGCAUUAGAUUGUUGAUGAACUUGUGACUUAAUUAAUGAGCCAGUGUUAGGUCUCUAGUGUUGAUAAACAUGUCCUACUUUUAAAUGGCUCUAAUGUUCAAUCGUAGUAUAAUUGUAUUCCUUUCCAAUGUUAUCUUGUAUGUGAAUUUAAAUAAACGUAUUCACACACACUAACAGCA